GGGGAUCCUCAGAGCUGUACCUGCACCUAUAAGCCCUCCCUGCUAACAGAUUGCAUACAACAGCUCCGCGAGGACCUUGCCAUCUUAGUGAGCCAUCUUGUGUUGAAAGCAGCGCGAAUCUCGGCCUAUCGACAGCAUGAGCCUGGCGACCUCGAUGCCCGCCCAGGGCAGGGCCGCGGUGCCCACGUUGGCUGAGCCUGAGUCCGAGCCGGGAACGGGCAACGUGACCCCGCGAGCGACAGCAGACGGAGAAGAAAAGAAAAAGAAGCGCAGCUUGUUCGGUUUUGGGAAGAAGAAGGCAGACGAUUCGGCGAAGUCGCAAUCCAAGCCCACUUCCACGGGCAAGCCCGCGCCGACUACCGGUCGGGCAAAUACUACAUCACCCAUCCAAACAGAUCACAGGCGUAUGCAGCCCUCCUCGCCAGGGCGUUCCGGGUUUGCCUCUUCGCCGCGCCUCUCCUCUCCCGCCGGAAGCCAAAUAUUCGAACGAGACGUGCAAGAGAAUCUGAUCCCCAACUCACCCGCGAUCCCCUCGCACAUCCAGACCGAGAACUACAUCCCGCCCGUCCUCGACGCGUCCUCCGAAGCCAUCACCGACGACCACCUGGACCCGGACAACGUCGAAAUCAUCACGCACACGUCCCACCAGCCCGCGUCGCUCGCCGUCGCGGGCGGCAUCGGCCUCGUGCCGCACGAGCCCUCGUGGGCCGACGAGCUGGCCGCCUUCUCGGCGCAACGGACCACGGCUGCGACGGCGCCGGCGACCGACACGGCGUCCAACUACGGCAGCUUCGACACGACCGACGUCCGCCGUCUGAGCUUCAUCUCGUUUGCCGACGUCGUCCAAGCCGAGCAGGCGCAGUACCCCGCCGGCGCCGGCUCGCGCGACAGCAUGCACCUCGCCGGCCUGACGUCCCUCGCCUCGAUGGGCGGGGGGCGCAACAACCGCUCGCCGUCGCCCAUCCGUUCCCCAGUCUCUAGCGCCGGCGGGCCGGGAACCAGCAGCCCGCCCACGAGCAAGUCCGGGUCGGUGAAGGGCCUGGAGAUGUCGCCCAGUCGCAAACCUCUCGGGAGUCCGACCAGCAUGAUGAGCAUGCAGCACGGUAGCCUGGCGCUGGGUGCGGGGGGUCCGACGGUGAGCGGGGAGAUUGCCAUCGAGACCAUGUCGCAGGCGCUGAGGAGGACGGGGAGCGGGGAUCUGAGCAGUGGUGGCGGAGUGAGGAGUUUCCCGGCGAGUCCUAUUUAGUCACCAUGACGAGGAGUCGGAGAGGGAGGAAAGGAGAGGUGAUGUGCGUGUGCGGCUGAUAAGUCUAAGAGGUGACGAGGGGCAGACUGUCUGCUUUGCCUAGGGUGAAGAGGGGAAGUGAUACAAGAACGAGGGAGGGUUGGCAUAUGUCACGGUUGGGUCCCUAAGUGGGAGAGGGUUGUCGCCUUUCCAUAGGGGCAGACCCGGGAAGAGGUUGUAGAGCGUUGUGUUGCGGGCAGCAAUUUCGCAGGAUACCCAGCCAGCCAGCUGACAACGCGAUGGGAUACAGCGGGUAAAGCGAGUAUGGAGUGGGCGGGACGGGCUUCGUGCUUUACUUUUGCUUUACUUUUCUGGCCUAUUACCGUUGGAGAAAUGGAGUUCUGGUUCCCUUGCUGUCUCGACUUCUGUUCUUUCCGCUGUCUCCUAUUUUGCGUCCGAAUUACCAAAGGCUCUACCUAGCAGAGUCAAACUCUCCUAAG
This is a messenger RNA of Chaetomium strumarium, 1725 nucleotides long. RefSeq lists its product as uncharacterized. Lineage: Eukaryota; Fungi; Ascomycota; Sordariomycetes; Sordariales; Chaetomiaceae. The transcript has a single exon. The record is from RefSeq and is a predicted model, not a curated record. Bases 137 to 1246 code for a protein of 369 amino acids.